AAUGUUGACAACAAGGAUAGCGAUAAUGAUUUAAUGCUACUUGAUGAUAAAUUAGAACCAUCAGCUGCAUUUGAAUUGGACAAAACUUUGCUAGGUAAUCCGGGAGAGCAAUCAAAUUUAUUGUCUCCAUCAAUCCAAAAACGAACAGUUGCGAUUCGCAAUCGAAAACGUAGUGUCUCAAGAAGACAG
Scutellospora calospora is the source of this 189-nucleotide messenger RNA. The record is from the annotation of a GenBank genome assembly. Lineage: Eukaryota; Fungi; Glomeromycota; Glomeromycetes; Diversisporales; Gigasporaceae.